CUGCGAGUUCUACCAGUCUGCUGCCUUCAGCUGAGAGGAUUCAGGCUGCACCUGCCAAAGACCUUCCCUUCUCCUUUUCACCUCCACUCUCUCUCCUUUUUUUCUUUUCGCCGCCCUCCCUCCUUUAUUUGUCCCCCCCGGUUCUCCGGCUGACAUGCACCAAGGAAUCAAAUGACUGCCAAGAAGCCAGCAGCACAAAUCCCGUCUCGCACUCCCGUCUUUGUGCCAUAUUAUUCCAGCUUGUGUUGCAGAAAUGUCCACAGGCAGCCAGGGCUGCUUGGAUGCAGGAUCAAACAGACCUGAUUUGUGACAGCACCCCUGGAUCCCCCUGGCCUGAAGAGAUCUGGAUCUUUACUAGAACUUACCCUUACUCAAAUGGUUCUGAAGAACUGGAUGGUCCUGCCAAGGGGUCAGCGCGCCGAGGAUGGGAAGCAGAGCCUCGUCUUACCCAGCCAAACAUUCCGGAUUGUUUUAUUCAUCUCAUAAACCCAUGCUUCUCCCCUGCUAGUGUCCUCCUCGCCUUCCCCAUACAUUCCACUGUCUACGCCGAUCGAUGAUCCAUCCCUUUCAACAACAAAAAAAAAUCCAUCCCAUUGCACCGAAACUCCAGACCCCCUUCUAUUUCUUCUUAUUCCGCGCGUUGCGAAAGGAGAAGGCGACGCGAAGGGAGACUUUAAUUUAUGUCUAGAUUAUAAUUAUUACAUGAUCCGGUAGAUUUAGAGCAGCGGGUUACAUCGGUAAUCUGGAAAUUAUUUUCUAUAGGAUAAUCUGCUUUUUCCGUGAAAAAGCUUUUUUUGUUUGUUUGUUUGUUUGUUUUUAAAAAGUUUAUUGCAAAAACAAAACAUUGUAAUUUAAUAAAGAGCGGAAGAUGAAGAUGAUCUUGGUGCGCAAGUUCAGGGUGUUGAUAUUGAUGGUGUUCUUGAUCGCUUGCACAAUGCACAUCAUGAUAGAUCUACUACCAAAGCUGGAGAAGAGGGCGUCCAGGAGCGACGGGGAGGUGGGGUGCUCCUGUACCCACAACGAGGACUGGGGGAAGCAGAGACCCAAGAAUACGGCCGAGUCGGGGUGGCCUAAUAAGCACACGCUGAGGAUCCUACAAGACUUCAGCAGUGACCCCAGCUCCAAUCUCACCUCGCACUCCCUAGAGAAAAUCACUGGAAUUAUGGACAAAAAUGACUCCUUUAAAAAACUGGAGCAGCGGGAAACGGUCAAGGACCUGGGCAGUAAACAGUUAAUCCAAGAUGGAAGUAUAAAGAAGCCCCAGCCUGGGCUUGGAUACUCUAGACUGGUUGCCCUGUUCCAGCAUCCUCUGUAUAAAAGUGUUACUCCUGAGCUCACCGAAGAUGAUGUCUUAUUUAAUGUGAACAGUGACAUCAGGUUUAACCCCAAAGCUGCUGAGAACCAGGAAUGGCAAAAUGUGGGGAAUGAAGCAAAUGAGGAGGAAGAAUUCUUACCUACUGGAGAAGCUCAUGCAGACUCCUAUCCAAACUGGUUAAAGUUUCAUAUUGGGAUCAAUCGGUACGAGUUAUACUCCAGACAGAACCCAGCUAUAGGAGCCUUACUGCAGGAUCUUGGCAGCCAGAAGAUUACCAGCGUUGCAAUGAAAUCUGGAGGUACCCAACUGAAGCUCAUCCUGACCUUCCAAAAUUAUGGACAAGCACUUUUCAAACCUAUGAAGCAGACACGAGAGCAAGAAACCCCGCCGGACUUCUUCUACUUUUCAGAUUAUGAGCGGCAUAACUCUGAGAUCGCUGCGUUCCAUUUGGACAGGAUUCUGGAUUUCCGCCGUGUUCCACCUGUCGCUGGUAGAUUGGUGAACAUGACCAAAGAAAUAAGAGAUGUGACGAGAGACAAGAAACUCUGGAGGACGUUUUUCAUUUCUCCAGCAAACAACAUUUGUUUCUAUGGAGAAUGUUCUUACUACUGUUCAACGGAACAUGCCUUGUGCGGAAAGCCAGAUCAGAUAGAAGGAUCUUUGGCUGCUUUCCUCCCAGACUUGUCCUUAGCAAAACGGAAGACGUGGAGGAAUCCAUGGAGACGCUCAUACCAUAAACGCAAAAAAGCAGAAUGGGAAGUUGACAGUGACUACUGUGAAGGAGUGAGGCAGACACCUCCAUAUGACAGCGGCACCAGGCUUCUGGACAUCAUCGAUAUGACGGUGUUCGACUUUCUCAUGGGCAACAUGGAUCGACAUCACUACGAGACCUUUGAGAAGUUUGGAAAUGAAACAUUUAUAAUUCAUUUGGAUAACGGACGAGGGUUCGGAAAAUAUUCUCACGAUGAGCUGUCUAUCUUGGUGCCGCUGAACCAGUGUUGCAGGAUUAAAAAGUCUACUUACCAACGACUGCAACUCCUAGCAAAGGAAGAAUACAAGUUGAGUAAGCUGAUGGAAGAGUCGCUCCAAAUGGACAAAAUUGCUCCAAUUCUCUAUCAACCGCACCUUGAGGCACUGGACAGGAGGCUUCGGAUUAUCCUUAAAGCUGUCAGUGACUGCUUAGAAAAACUUAGCUAUGAUAACGUAGUCGAAAAUGAUUUGGACUCUGACCUGAACAACAAGACGACCAAGAGGUAGUGACACAGGACCACUAACUCCCAACCAAGAAGACAUAGUCUUGCCGAAGACUGCGAAUGCUCCUCUGUGAAUUCAGUGAAUUCAGAUUAAAGAUGAAGUUGUUCCCACUGUA
This is a messenger RNA of Bufo gargarizans (Asiatic toad), 2684 nucleotides long. It is a transcript of the gene FAM20C, whose product is annotated as FAM20C golgi associated secretory pathway kinase. Gene Ontology annotation, biological process: protein phosphorylation. Bases 869 to 2572 code for a protein of 567 amino acids. Gene Ontology annotation, cellular component: Golgi apparatus. The transcript has 10 exons. Gene Ontology annotation, molecular function: protein serine/threonine kinase activity. The record is from RefSeq and is a predicted model, not a curated record. Lineage: Eukaryota; Metazoa; Chordata; Amphibia; Anura; Bufonidae.